Effrenium voratum is the source of this 447-nucleotide messenger RNA. The record is from the annotation of a GenBank genome assembly. NCBI's taxonomy places the organism in Eukaryota, Dinophyceae, Suessiales, Symbiodiniaceae.
AUGCCGUGGCGCCUGGAAGCCACGGAGGUGUCGUUGCUCACCCGGGCCAAGGAGGCCCACCGCAGGUCCCUGCCGCCCCGCCAGCUGCCCUGGGCGGCUCCGGCAGCGCCGCACGAGCCGGAGGCAGCCGCCACGGCCAAGGAAGUGCUGCAGAGCCUGGGGAACCCUCCACCUCUGCCGCCAAAGCCGCCGGCUGCCGGGUAUCCGGGCUUCCAGGGCCCCUUCGAGGGCGAUGCGUUCAGCCGGCGCUCCGGCAGCGCAAGGUCCAGCCGCUCCGACCUCCGCGCCGGCAGCAUGGACCGCAUCACGCAGCCCGGCUCCGCCUCGCGCGCGUUGUCCGCCUCGGGCGGCGUGUCGGCCGGCGGCCGGGCGUCGUCUUUGCGGAGCCGGCAGCAGACGCCGGCGGCGGCGGCGUGUCGGCGCUUGGCGUCCAAGGGGAGGCUUUGA